Messenger RNA from Carassius carassius (crucian carp), 1378 nucleotides. Its product is annotated as ubiquinone biosynthesis protein COQ9-B, mitochondrial-like. Gene Ontology annotation, molecular function: lipid binding. NCBI's taxonomy places the organism in Eukaryota, Metazoa, Chordata, Actinopteri, Cypriniformes, Cyprinidae. The transcript has 9 exons. Gene Ontology annotation, cellular component: mitochondrial inner membrane. Gene Ontology annotation, biological process: ubiquinone biosynthetic process. The record is from RefSeq and is a predicted model, not a curated record. Bases 98 to 1066 code for a protein of 322 amino acids.
CCACCAAGGACUUUGGCCACCAAGCGCCUCCUAGUAGAGAAGCGAUGAUUUUCAUUGGGUGAUAACAUUCGCUAUGCUACCGCUGUAGUUUCUUGAUAUGGCGGCGCUGAUUAAAGCACUGAGAGCUGGAAGGGUCUUGCGGGGUCUCGGCAGCGUUCAAGGCACACUCAGUCCCCAGUGCAGCAAUGUAAGACGGGGAUUCCAUCGUGCCGGCCUGUUACAACUGACCAAUGACUCUAAAAGUCACACAUCUGUGCCACCUCCGUCCUACCAUGAGGUUCACACAUCCGGAGAAAGCUCAUCCUCUUCAGCACAUGGAGAAUCUUCAGAAGAUGCCCAGACGAACACCAGUUUUCAAGAUCAGAGUGGUGAACAUGGUGAAGACUAUGAGACAGAAGAACAGCUCCAAGCUCGAAUCCUGACCACGGCUCUAGAGUUCGUUCCACAGCACGGCUGGACUGUGGAGGCCAUCGCAGCUGGAGCAGAGACUUUUGGCCUGUCAUCAGCUUCCACUGGGAUGUUCAACAAUGGAGCUGGAGAUUUGGCCCUGCAUUUCGUCGAGCAGUGUAAUGCUCAACUUGCAGAGACACUCGCAGAGCAAACUAACCAGGUUCAGCUUGGGCAGGCAGAAUCAAAGAAAACAGCUGAGUUUCUGAGAGAUGCAGUGGAGAUGAGACUGCGGAUGUUGAUUCCUUAUAUUCACACAUGGCCUCAGGCUAUGAGCAUCCUGCUACUACCCCAAAACAUCCCCGACAGCCUGAAACACCUGUCCACGAUGGUGGAUGACAUCUGGUACUAUGCAGGCGAUCGCUCGAAGGACGUCAACUGCUACACAAGGCGGGCAGCACUGACAGGGAUCUAUAACACCACAGAGCUGGUGAUGGUGCAGGACUCGUCUCCUGACUUCGAAGAGACAUGGGCCUUCCUCGACAAUCGCAUAAAUGAUGUAGUUAACAUGGCGAACACGGCUAAACGGGUGCAAGCCACAGGAGAAUCCGUGGUUCAAGGACUCAUGGGAGCCGCAAUUACGCUGAAGAACCUAACAGGGAUGAACCAGAGACGAUGAGUUACUUCUGAUGCUCCUGUAUUCAUUUUGUCACAUCUUUUACUCACUGACCCCUUGGCCAUGCUUCUAAACUAACUAAAUCAUUUGAAAUGAUCACUAUGAAAGUGUUUGUGUUGUGAUAUAGGGUGGAUUAUAACGCCUUUAGCACUUUUAAAUGGGUGAGCUGUGCCAUACCUGAUUCCUCUGUCUUUUAUCUUAACCUGAGCCCAAUAAGCUGAAUUUGUAAAAAGAAAGAAUAAAAAUGUAAAUUGUAUUUAAGAGUCCUAUGUUCAUACGGUUUGUAUCAGAAGAAAUAAAGGGUAGCCUAUUUAA